This is a messenger RNA of Piliocolobus tephrosceles (Ugandan red Colobus), 1894 nucleotides long. RefSeq names its product von Willebrand factor C domain containing 2 (gene VWC2). Gene Ontology annotation, molecular function: protein binding. Gene Ontology annotation, cellular component: AMPA glutamate receptor complex. The record is from RefSeq and is a predicted model, not a curated record. Bases 557 to 1534 code for a protein of 325 amino acids. Lineage: Eukaryota; Metazoa; Chordata; Mammalia; Primates; Cercopithecidae. Gene Ontology annotation, biological process: negative regulation of BMP signaling pathway. The transcript is spliced from 4 exons.
GGUGCCACUAGCGCGUCUGCCGCGCUCCCGGCUUCUCUUUCCCCUCCGAGGCGCAGCGGCUGCCCAGACAUUCCGGCUGCCGGGACUGGAUAACUCCCCGAACCCCUCCGCGGAGAGGAGUGAGGCGGCGCCUGGGUGCCGUCCGGAGUGCGCUUGGUCUUGGAGAAGUGGGGACGAGGCUGGAGGAUGAGCGGCUGAGGGCGACGCGGGCACUGAUGCGAGUUGGGGCCGCGACCACCGGCAGCUGGCAGCGCGAUGAGCGAGUCCCCGGAGACGCCCUAGCCUGGUGCGCGCGCCGGGCGGAGCGCGCAGGUGGGGCUGGUCUCUCCGCGGUCCGCCCCGCGUGGGUCCCCUACCGGCCCAGGAUGGGCGCUGGCAACCCGCGUCCGCGCCCGCCGCUGCUACCCCUGCGCCCGCCACGAGCCCGGCGUCCGGCCCACGCCUUGCGCUCAUGGACGGCGGCUCCCGGCUGGCGGCGGCGCGCCCCCGGGCUGUGAAUGCGACUCGCCCCUCGGCCGCGCUCCCCGCCCGCCCGCCCGCCGGGACGUGGUAGGGGAUGCCCAGCUCCACUGCGAUGGCAGUUGGCGCGCUCUCCAGUUCCCUCCUGGUCACCUGCUGCCUGAUGGUGGCUCUGUGCAGUCCGAGCAUCCCGCUGGAGAAGCUGGCCCAGGCACCAGAGCAGCCGGGCCAGGAGAAGCGUGAGCACGCCUCUCGGGACGGCCCGGGGCGGGUGAACGAGCUCGGGCGCCCGGCGAGGGACGAGGGCGGCAGCGGCCGAGACUGGAAGAGCAAGAGCGGCCGUGGGCUCGCCGGCCGUGAGCCGUGGAGCAAGCUGAAGCAGGCCUGGGUCUCCCAGGGCGGGGGCGCCAAGGCCGGGGAUCUGCAGGUCCGGCCCCGCGGGGACACCCCGCAGGGGGAAGCACUGGCUGCAGCCGCCCAGGACGCGAUUGGCCCGGAACUCGCACCCACGCCCGAGCCACCAGAGGAGUACGUGUACCCGGACUAUCGCGGCAAGGGCUGCGUGGACGAGAGCGGCUUCGUGUACGCGAUCGGAGAGAAGUUCGCGCCGGGCCCCUCGGCCUGCCCGUGCCUGUGCACCGAGGAGGGGCCGCUGUGCGCGCAGCCGGAGUGCCCGAGGCUGCACCCUCGCUGCAUCCACGUCGACACGAGCCAGUGCUGCCCGCAGUGCAAGGAGAGGAAGAACUACUGCGAGUUCCGGGGCAAGACCUAUCAGACUUUGGAGGAGUUCGUGGUGUCUCCAUGUGAGAGGUGUCGCUGUGAAGCCAACGGUGAGGUGCUGUGCACAGUGUCAGCGUGUCCCCAGACGGAGUGUGUGGACCCUGUGUAUGAGCCUGAUCAGUGCUGUCCCAUCUGCAAAAACGGUCCAAACUGCUUUGCAGAAACCGCGGUGAUCCCUGCUGGCAGAGAAGUGAAGACUGACGAGUGCACCAUAUGCCACUGUACUUACGAGGAAGGUACAUGGAGAAUCGAGCGGCAGGCCAUGUGCACAAGACAUGAAUGCAGGCAAAUGUAGAUGCUUCCCCGAACACAAACUCUUGACUUUUUCUAGAACAUUUUACUGAUGUGAACAUUCUAGAUGACUCUGGGAAAUAGCAGUCAAAGGAGAAGACUUAUGAUGAGGAAUAAUGGAAAAUUGUUGGUACUUUUCCUUUUCUUGGUAACAGUUACUACAACAGAAGGAAAUGGAUAUAUUUCAAAACAUCAACAAGAACUUUGGGCAUAAAAUCCCUCUCUAAAUAAAUGUGCUAUUUUCACGUAAGUACACAAAAGUACACUAUUAUAUAUUAAAUGUAUUUCUAUAAUCCCUCCAUUAGAGAGCUUAUAUAAGUGUUUUCUAUAGAUGCAGAUUAAAAAUGCUGUGUUGUCAACCGUC